AUGGUCCACAGUCAUCCCUCUCAUUCAAAACUGCGGGUUGCCAUUAUAGGUGGUGGCAUUGCUGGUCUUGCCACUGCCGCAUUUUUGCGGAAAUAUCCUCAAUACAGCAUUACUGUUUAUGAGCGCCGGGCGGACUCCAAGGAAUCGUCUGCGGCACUUGGUCUUCGGGGUAGCGGUAUAUCUAUCGUACAACAGCUGGAUAUCACCCCAAAUGAGAUCGGUGCAGUUUUAGGAGCCGGCUACCGAACAUACAACGUUCAGGAGGAAUUGAUGAGCAAAUUAGAGCUGGGCAAUGGACCAAACGGGGAUGGCGACCUGUGGCUUAUAUACCGUCAAGAUUUGAAGGAUGCGCUGCUUCGACGAGUGACGUGUGCAGAGGGGGAGGGGACGCCAAUUCAAGUUAUAUACAAUAGUCACGUCGUUCGCGUUGACCCGGAGAUCGGACGUAUUCAUUUUGCAGACGCGACGGAAGUUGAUGCUGACUUGGUCAUCGGUGCCGAUGGUAUCCAUUCCAAAGUUCGUGCUGCUAUUAUUUCAGCAUCGCAUCCAGAACCCGCCCCUUGUGGGCACUCGAUGUAUCGAUUUGUGAUCCCUAUGGAGGUCAUUCAAGAGUCGAUGGCAGCGGAAGGCCGGACUCCGGCUAUAUUCAACUAUACCGAAGGCAGUUAUGUAGGCGUUGUUGCGACUGGAGAUGCAGAUGAGGAUAACCGCCACCUUAUUAUGUAUCCCUGUCGCAAUCAUGGGUUUAUGAAUGUCGCAUUUGGGGUCCCCGACUCGAUAUUGAAAGAUCCAACUGGUCUUGAAUAUUCUUGGAGUGCGAAGGGAAGCGUGCAGGAGUUGGUUAACAAUAUUCACGGAUUUCCAGGAUGGAUUGGGCGAUUGUUUAGCCGUGUUUCUCAAGUUGAGCUUUUUCAAAUGCGUGAUCAGGAACCAUUGCCCACGUAUGUCAAGGGGCGAACCGUUUUGAUCGGUGAUGCUGCCCAUCCGAUGGUUCCGUACCAGGGACAAGGUGCCAAUCAAUCCUUCGAAGAUGUUGAAGGACUCGAUGCGCUCUUGGCGGACGUUUUCGACGGCGACACCAUCCCCGACCGAUUAAGGGUCUGGAACAGCAUUCGACGACCGCGAGCUUCGGCAGUCCAAGCAAGUGGACGGGUUUCGCAGUCUAAAUUAUCUAGCAAAGAGGCUGCGGAUGCAAUCUCAGCGGUAAAGCCAUAUAUGCGUAUGAAGGAGGCACUUGCGCGACUUUAG
Molecule: messenger RNA, 1248 nt
Organism: Penicillium odoratum
Lineage: Eukaryota; Fungi; Ascomycota; Eurotiomycetes; Eurotiales; Aspergillaceae
Product: FAD-dependent oxidoreductase
Exons: 3
Coding region: 1-1248 (415 amino acids)
Molecular function (GO): monooxygenase activity; FAD binding
Source: RefSeq, a predicted model, not a curated record